Epithele typhae is the source of this 3852-nucleotide messenger RNA. RefSeq lists its product as uncharacterized. The record is from RefSeq and is a predicted model, not a curated record. Gene Ontology annotation, biological process: transcription by RNA polymerase II. Bases 1 to 3852 code for a protein of 1283 amino acids. Lineage: Eukaryota; Fungi; Basidiomycota; Agaricomycetes; Polyporales; Epitheliaceae. Gene Ontology annotation, cellular component: nucleus. The transcript has 2 exons.
AUGACCAACUUUUCUUUGGUUGGCUCCAUAUUCGAGCGAAAGCCUACCUCGAGCCCUUCCAUCAAACCUGCAACUACUUCUACUGCGGGGUUUCCUCCGGUACAACAUCGCUCCCAGAGCGCUUUUGCACGCGCUCGCGGACAAGCCCCGAAGCGAGCACGCGAGGUCCCAGUGGUACAGCCAUCCGAACCAGCAUCCUUGGGCCGUUCGGUCAAGACAAGGCGUCAAGAUGCGGAUGAAGCAGACGACUGGCGCGCCCAGGCGGAAGAAGAGAACAGUCGCAGAGUGGCCGCGAUGACGGAGGAAGAAAGGGAAGAGGCGCGUGCGGAAGUGCUGAGGAUGAUGGGCUCCGAUGCGGGCGACAUCCUCCGUAGAAUGAAGGAAAAACAGGCGAGUACCCAACCGUCCGCUUCAAGUUUCCCCCCUCGCACCAGGCUCGACGAGCAGAAGAGCCUUCUCACGAGCGUGCUGCGUCCGUCGUCACCCCCUCCAACCUUUGCAAACAGCACCCGCCCACCCAGCCGCGCAGAUCGCAAGAUCCGUUUUGCGGACGUAACACCCGGAGACAUCCAUGUCUACGAAUCUGCCCCACCAUCGCCUCGGAAAAAGGCCUUCGCGCUCCCGGCUCCCACCCCCAAUGACGGCCCUACCGUAUCCAUUGGCACCUGGAAGCCUUCAGUACGACCUCGGAACGACCCUCUCACUCUCGCUCCACCUCCACAUGCGCCCGACGACGCGGCUCAUGCCGAAGAAGGCACGCCCGAAGACAUCCGCAGACGGUUCUUCCCAUCGGCGCCCGCGAAUGAACCGUCCCUCGAGUGGAUCCAAGCCGAUCCUACGGAAGACGAAGACGAGUCUGCAACCCCCACCGUCCGCUUCGACCUCACCGGCACCCCGAUCCCUGCAAAGCUUUCAUCGUCUCUCCCCACUCACCUGGGCCUCCACCAUCAUGCCGAAGGUUCUCAUGCCGGGUACACCCUCGAAGACAUCUUCCUCCUGUCGCGAUCGACAGUCCCGGCACAACGCGCGAACAUGCUGGGCGUUCUCGCGAAGAUCGCACACAAGCUCGCGCGCACCGCUACGAAUCCGAAACAGGGCCUUCCAGAGCUUGCCGGCCAAGAGCUCAAACUGCGCAAGCGCAUGCUCGCUGCCGGAGCCGAGGCGAUGGGUGAGCGUGCCGGAGUUGGAGCUCAUGCGGUCGAGCUUCUCUGGGAGUGUACGGCACAAUGGGACGAGGGGGUCAUGGAAUUCGACGGGGUAGAGCUCAAGGACGCGGACAAAGGCGGCGCGCUGUCGUCGAUUCCUCUGGACUUUGUGCUCCCCCAGAUUGCAACCACCCUCUCCGUCGCAGACCUCCCCCAAGAGAGCCUGGCUCAGCUGCUCGCGGUGCUUCACCGGCUCGCACUGCACUCGACCGCAAACGCUACGGCCAUCGUCACGGCCAAGGGUCUCGUCGCGAGCGUGUUCCAACGUUUCCUCGUCACCCCGAUACCGCCAACGGAAGAAACGUCCCUCCCUGAACCCCGCGCUCUCCAUCUUGUCCGCCUGCUCGUAUCGUCGUCUCGCGAGAAUGCGCAGGCCCUCAUAGACCCGACCGAUUCUCUCCUGCGAUACAUCAUCACCCUCCCGCCCGACUCGCCAUUCCCUCUCCCUCUUGCCACCGACCUGCUUACAGAAACGCUCAACCUUUACGCCGCCCUCGCAUCAUACGGCCUCUACUCCCACGUUACGACGACAGCACAGGAGUACUUCGUCCGCCUCAGUGCCUACGUCCGCUCGUCGCGAUAUCAAUCACGGCAGCUGCAGGGAGCGUGGCUGCGGGCCCUGUCGGCGUGGAUGGUCUGUGCUCGCGAUCCGCACAGAACGACGCCCGAUCACGACAUCCUCUGGAGCCAAGUCGUGGGUUGGGGGUGGGCAGAAGAUGUUUUGGACCUGCGCCUGCAACUCGCCGAAACGGACGUAUCAAUUUGGGCGGAGUCGUGGGUCGCGCUCGGGGCAUUCCUGGAAGGCGCCAAGGUGAAUGGUGAGAGGAGUGGAGAAGACGAGCAGACGAAGAUUGUUGCGGCCAUCAAGGACGGCUUCGCAGGAGGACAAGAGAAGCGCGUCGUCGAAGCUGCUCUCCGAGGUGCUCGCGAGUCCUCUACGAAGCUGGUCUCAGGCGUUUGCCAGGGCAUCCUCCCUACGGACGUCCCAGCGCUGCACGAUCUUGGACGACAUGCGUACGUCCUUGCGGCCGCGAUCCGGCUGUUCCUCGCGUGUCUGCCGAGCGCGACGAGCCAAGGCUCCGGAUCUCCUCCCUUUAUACUCCCCUUCGCAGACAUUUCGACUUUCUGCGCAACUCUUACCACACACCCUCUCUGGUCGUCGCUGUUCACCGUGGAGUCGGUCAUCUAUGGGCAUGUCCUCUGUCGCCCAUUGUCGUCCCUUCUGUCGUGCUACCUCCGGCUUUCAAGAAGGACUCCGGGCACAUCCACCGACCUAUGGAUGGCACAAGCAUUCGCGAUCCUCGGCCGCCUGUUCCCAGGAGACGAAGCCUUCGCGCGGAGUACCGUCAACGACAUCGCGGCGGAGAUCUCGCCCGAUUUCUUCGGCUCUCGUGGUUGGCCGGUCCCGAAGGAGGUGUGGGAGAAGGGAGGCAUGAGCGUCAUCAUGCCUUUCCUCAUCCAGACCCUUAUCCCGUCGUCAGAGACCACAGUCGGGCCAAUGUGGCCGACACCCCAAUCGCUCUCGAUGGCCGCGACGCAACGCUUGCCGCCGCUUUCGACACUUCUCCCCACAGAACGGCGCGUCGACCCCCUACCUCUGGCCAAUGACUGGCUGUUCUGCCCGCUAAAUCACCUUCUGAGAUCGGGAGAGUCUGAGGUGUUCAAGAACCUCCCGAAAGACUGGGACGCGUCCGAGGCCGAGCUCGUCCGCGCCGCGCUCCUCUUCGUGCGAACUUCUCAAGAGGUGCUGCACCUGCACGGCCUGUCGAGCAUGCUCAUGAGUCGCGAAGAGACCGUGUUCGGCUGCAUGAAGAUCUUCAUGCUCGAGCACGGCCAAGGCGCAGACGCGUCCGUCGCCCCGCCCCCCGACGCCUCCUCCGCCUCCGACGAGGUCUUCCGCGACCCCGUCGUCGACACCCUCGCCACCGCGCUCCUCGCGCCCUUCGCCGCCGCCGCCCACCCGCGCGCGCUCAAGACCCCGCCCCCCUCGCUCCACGCGCCGACGCUCGACGACGUCGCGCGCCGCUUCCUCGGCGCGGGCACGCCCUUCUACCAGUGGUACACCGACUUCGCCGCGCUCUACGACGCCGUCUCCUUCGCGCACCCGCUCUUCGCGCGCCUCCUCCUCCCCCCGCUCGCGAUCGCCCGCUACCCCGCCGACUUCCGCCGCUGCCUGUGGGGCGACCACGGGCACGCGCUGCGCGCGGUGCGCACCGCGCCCGCGGACGUCGUCGCCGCCAGCCUCGCGGAGUACCUCUGGCCGGUCGAGGGCGACCCGGAGGUCGUGGGCGCGUACGUCCGUGCGCUCGUGAAGGGCCCGCUCGAGGGGUUCGUCAGGCUCGUCGCCGUGCACCACGUCGCGUGCAGGAUCUGGGCCGACCUCGGGGCGCUGUCGGAGGCUGGUAGUAGCGGCGACGGCGGCGGGGCGGAGGAGCGGGCGAAGAAGCUGCUAAAGGCGGUCCUGGGCCAGGGCGGGCUCGAGGCCGUGCGGGACGUGGUGCUGUAUCGGCAGAACAGGGAGGGUACGCUGCUGCUCCCGCCUGCGUGCUUCGAACAACAGGGCGCGUGGAAAACGAGGAGGCUGGAGUUUGCCGGGAAGUGCGGAGAUGGCGCGCGCGAGCGGCUCGAAGGGCUGUUGGCUGUUUAG